CUCUCUUUUCUCUGAACUCCCGACCAAUGACUAUGAUUUCCCUUUGAACUCCCGCCCUUGCACUCAAAUCCCCAGUAGUCCCAAUCUAGGGUUAGGGUUACGAUUAGCUUUUCUCCGAUGGACGGCGAGGAGCGCCGGCAGGAGCGCAUCACACUGGCUGUUAUCUCCACCCUCGCCGGCCUCGCUCUUGUGUCACUCUUCGUUGCUUUCGCUUACUACUGCCACAUUCGCUCCAAGCUCUCCCGCCUCCGCCGCCGGAACGACCAUGGCUGCAAGAAUGGGAAUGCUGAGAAGAUGGAGCAUGGGAAUGGGUCCGUCGGCGGCGGAGGAGGUGAAGAGGUGCAAGUGGUGGUGGGAGAGAAGGCGGGUGUGCAGGUUUUCAGCUACAAGCAGCUCCAUUCGGCCACGGGUGGGUUUGGGAAAGGUAAUGUCGUCGGGCAUGGUGCUUUCGGAUCGGUGUACAGAGGAGUCUUGCCUGAUGGACGGAAGAUCGCGGUCAAGCUUAUGGAUCGAGCUGGGAAGCAGGGCGAAGAGGAGUUCAAGAUGGAGGUGGAGUUGUUGACCAGGUUGAGGUCCCCGUAUUUGCUUGGAUUGAUUGGCUAUUGCUCGGAUGGGAGUCAUAGGCUGUUGGUGUAUGAGUUCAUGGCCAAUGGUGGUUUGCAGGAGCACCUCUAUCCUACUGGAGGUUCUCGUGCUGGUGUUUCAAAGUUGGACUGGGAGACAAGAAUGAAAAUAGCUCUUGAAGCUGCAAAAGGUCUAGAAUACCUGCAUGAACAUGUCAAUCCACCUGUUAUCCACAGAGACUUUAAGAGCAGCAACAUCCUCCUAGACAAGAACUUCCAUGCCAAAGUCUCAGAUUUUGGCUUGGCCAAGCUUGGAUCGGACAAAGCUGGAGGUCAUGUUUCCACAAGAGUUUUAGGCACUCAAGGAUAUGUAGCCCCAGAGUAUGCAUUGACUGGUCACUUGACAACGAAAUCUGAUGUUUAUAGCUAUGGAGUUGUCCUCUUGGAGCUGCUUACAGGUAGGGUUCCUGUAGACAUGAAAAGGCCUCCUGGUGAAGGCGUUCUUGUAUCUUGGGCUCUACCUCGGCUUACCGACAGAGAAAAGGUGGUCCAGAUCAUGGAUCCAGCAAUUGAAGGUCAGUAUUCAAUGAAGGAUGUUGUUCAGGUGGCUGCCAUUGCUGCCAUGUGCGUCCAACCAGAAGCCGAUUACAGGCCUCUUAUGGCAGACGUUGUCCAGUCCCUGGUCCCACUAGUCAAGCACAAAUCAACUGCCAAGAUUGGCAGUUGCUCCAGCCUUCACUCUCCUAAACCUCCGGUAACACCUGAAUGACAACCCUUUUACCAUUUAUCAUUACCGGACAAGCCUUGUACUACAUAAAUAUCUAUCUGCAACUAAUGCAAGACAAAGUGAAAGCGAUUAUGUAAUGCCCAUUCUGUGAACAAUGCUUGGUUGUUUUUUCCCACUGAUUUAGCUGAUCUAGGACAAAGAAAACUUUGUGUUUUUUUUGGUGCAAGAACAAAGACAUGGAAGUUAAGCCUGGAGGGCAGCAGCAACAAGGAAGCUCAGUGUCCAGUCUGCAUCUGAAAAUCCAGUAAGGCAGGCAGGCCAACCUGCUCCAUGUGGACUCCUCUGGUUUCUCUUGUUAUCUUGUUUGUUUGUCUCCCCUCCUAAUCAAUCUCUCACUGUUUCUUUGUACUUAUUCAAGGGGGCAAGAGAGUUUGUCAUUAAACUCAAGCUUGCAAACUCCUCCUCAAAAGAUACGGUCUUCUCUAAACUCAAUAUAAUUCAUAUUUUUAUUC
This is a messenger RNA of Dioscorea cayenensis subsp. rotundata (Guinea yam), 1802 nucleotides long. RefSeq names its product probable serine/threonine-protein kinase PBL7. NCBI's taxonomy places the organism in Eukaryota, Viridiplantae, Streptophyta, Magnoliopsida, Dioscoreales, Dioscoreaceae. The record is from RefSeq and is a predicted model, not a curated record. Gene Ontology annotation, molecular function: protein kinase activity; ATP binding. Gene Ontology annotation, biological process: protein phosphorylation.